This is a messenger RNA of Prunus persica (peach), 2572 nucleotides long. Its product is annotated as cellulose synthase-like protein H1. The coding region runs from base 72 to 2393 and encodes 773 amino acids. The transcript has 8 exons. Gene Ontology annotation, biological process: cellulose biosynthetic process; plant-type primary cell wall biogenesis. Lineage: Eukaryota; Viridiplantae; Streptophyta; Magnoliopsida; Rosales; Rosaceae. Gene Ontology annotation, cellular component: trans-Golgi network; plasma membrane. Gene Ontology annotation, molecular function: cellulose synthase (UDP-forming) activity; mannan synthase activity. The record is from RefSeq and is a predicted model, not a curated record.
CUAUAUAAUCACUCAGUUGGCACUGGCGGCCUUGGACUGAAAAUCUCAUCCACACCUCUAUCUGUUUCCAAAUGGCUAAUUCUCAAUCUCUUCCUUUAUGUGAAAAAACACCCCUUAAAAUUAACACACUACAGAGAGCCCAGGAAAUUGCAAUUUUGUUCCUCUUCAUCUGUCUCCUUGUUUAUCGUCUCCUUUCCCUCACUGACCAUGGUUUUGUCUGGCUUCUUGCCUUCCUGUGUGAGUCUUGGUUUACCUUCAAUUGGGUUCUCACCCUCAUCAUCCAAUGGACCCCUGUUGAAUACAAAACUUACCCUCAAAACCUCUUGCAACAGGUGCCAGAGCUUCCUGCAGUGGACAUGUUUGUGACAACAGCAGAUGCAGAGCUAGAGCCGCCCAUCAUCACAGUGAACACAGUGCUCUCUCUUCUUGCUGUAGAUUAUCCAUCUCACAAGCUAGCUUGCUAUGUUUCUGAUGAUGGCUGCUCACCUCUCACCCUCUACUCUCUCACUGAAGCCUCUAAAUUUGCUCAGUUUUGGGUACCCUUUUGCAAAAAGUAUAAUAUUCAAGUUAGACCUCCAUUCCGAUACUUCUCUGGCAAUUCCAAAUUGCCGAGUGAUAAUCCAGUUGGGUUUCUACAAGAAUGGACAAAAAUGAAGGAUGAGUAUCAAAAGCUCUGCCAAAAAAUUGAAGUUGCUGUCCAAAAUUUGGCAACCCUUGAUUUUUCUGGAGACUAUGUGGAUUUUGCUGACAGAAGGAACCAUCCCACCAUAAUCAAGGUGCUCUCUCUCUCUGUGUUUGAAAGAUUGUCUUUUCAAUCACUAAUUGGGAUAAAGUUUGCACAGGUAAUAUGGGAGAACAAAGAAAGACUUUCAAAUAAUGGGGUGCCACAUUUAGUUUAUGUAGCCAGGGAGAAGCGUUCAGAUCAAUCACAUCACCACAAAGCUGGCGCCAUGAAUGUUUUGACCAGGGUCUCUGGUGUGAUGACAAAUGCUCCAUUUAUGUUGAACGUCGACUGCGAUAUGUAUGCCAACAAUUCAAAGAUCGUUCUGCAUGCGAUGUGCCUAUUGCUUGGCUUCAAGCAUGAAAAAGAAGGUGCAUUUGUUCAGUGUCCACAAAUGUUCUACGACACUUUGAAAGAUGAUCCAUUUGGAAACCAACUGGUUCUCCCUCUAAAAACAUCUUGGCCAGGGUUCGCUGGGAUGCAAGGACCUCUCUAUGCAGGGACCGGAUGUUUUCAAAGACGUAAAGUUAUCUACGGUUUUUCCUUGAUAGAUAGUGAAGGAAAUCUGAGGGAUGUGGCAUUGGAUAAAGAAAGGUUUGGAAAUUCCACGGAGUUGAUCGAAUCAGCAACUCAUACUUCAUCAGAGAAAAUUGAUCAUCCUCAUGACCUUUCCAGUGCUGUUGAGGCAGCCAACCAAGUUGCUGGUUCUUCGUACGAGCACAGUACAUUGUGGGGGACAAAGGUAGGCUGGGUUUAUGGGUCAGUCACAGAAGAUAUCCUAACUGGGAUGAAGAUCCAUGCAAGGGGCUGGAAGUCUAUCUUAUGCAUGCCAGACCCACCAGGCUUUAUGGGUUCUGCACCCUCAUCUUCUCAUGUUAUGUUGACCCAAAGGAAGAGAUGGGUCACAGGCCUCCUAGAAAUUUUGUUCAGCAAAAAUAAUCCCAUCUUUGCUACCCUCUAUGCUAAGUUGGAGUUUAGGCAGUGCUUGGCCUACACGACCGUGCUAAUUUGGGGCCUAAAUUCUAUUCCUGAUCUAUGCUAUACUAUACUGCCAGCCUACUGUAUCAUCACCAACUCACAUUUCUUGCCCAAGGUCAAAGAACCGGCUCUCAUAUUCUUCGUUGCCGUGUUUCUAAUGAAGAUUCUGUACACCCUACGUUUUUACCUGGGAUUUGGCCUAUCAAUCAAGCAAUGGUGGAACCAUGUGAGAAUGGGGCCAUCGGGGAAAAUACCCUAUGUAACUGCAUCGCUAUUUGGAGUUGUAACCCUGGCAUUCAAGCUUUUGGGUAUAUCUGAGGUGGCAUUUGAAGUCACACAGAAGGACCAAUAUUCCUCUUCAAGUGAUGACCAAGAAGAUGAUGUCAAUGCUGGUAGGUUCACUUUUGAUGAGUCUCCAAUAUUUGUGCCGGCCACAACUCUCCUGUUUGUGCACUUCACAGCCCUAGCCAUGGGCUUGUUUGGGAUGCAACCACCGGCUCAUGGUGCGGAUGGGGCGGGGCUAGGUGAGAUGAUGUGCUGUGUUUGGGUGGUGCUAUGUUUUUGGCCAUUUCUCAAAGGGUUGUUUGGGAAGGGCAAAUAUGGAAUUCCAAUGCCUACUAUAUUCAAAUCAGCUGCCUUGGCCUUGCUUUUCAUGCACUUCUGUGGAAGGAUCCCUCUGCCACUGCGCCGCUGAUGGACUAUAGUUCCCCUUGGAUAGGCUAUAUGAUAAAUUUUCCCUUAUUGUUAUUGUUUUUCCUAAUUGUAUUUUGUUUGAAUAAGGAAAAUACUUUCCUCCUUAUCAUGUAAAUAGGAGAUUCUACAUUAUUAUGAAUAGGAGUAUGACGUGUGUGCAUAAGUUUUUCUUUUUAUAUU